AUCCAACAACGGAACACCCAGAUCUAGUUCAUUUUUAUGAUCACCAAAUACUACAAUCCUAUGUUAUGUUCUUGCAUGGCACCAUAACUAGUUGUGUUUAUCUUUCCAUUUUAGAAAGAAGCUGGCUAUCUGAACCCAUUUUAGAACGUAAUCUCUCUCCAGCAAAAUCCAAUGACCUCCUCCUCUUCCUCAGAACAAGGACACACCACAACCACGUACCCAACAAAACACAAACCAAACAAACUUGUAUUAGCCACGCUUUGUUGCUAAUCAUAGCCAGUUUAGCUUGUUCAUCGUUGGAUUCGUUCGUUUUUCCGCAUGAGAAAUAUAUAAAACUGAUGCGCCGUCAUCGUUGUCGCAUCCAUCCAUCCAUCCAUCGAUCGGAGGAGUCGCCUCGCGCCGCCGCACCGGCCGUCGACGUCGUGACCCGCGCUAGCUAGCUCGCGCGGGCGGCAAUGUCGUCGGACGACGACGACGAUGGGUCGGGGCGCACCAAGCUGAUCAUCGCCGCCGUGGUCAUGCUGCUCGCCAUCGUGCUCGGCACGGUGGCCUACGUGGUGGUGGACCGCGCCGGCGACGACGACGGCCUGAGCAAGCGCGGCAUGAAGUCGACGAUGCGCAGCGUGGACCUCUUCUGCGCGCCCACGGACUACCGCGUGGCGUGCAAGGACACCCUGGAGCGCGUCCUGGCGCGGUCGUCGGACCCGGCCGACCACCCGCACGCCGCCGCCGCCGCGGCGAUCACGGCGGUGGAGCGGGAGCUGGCGCGCGGGUUCGACCGGUCGUCGGUGCUGGAGGCGGUGCGGGCGAGCAACGACAGCCGGGUCGCCGAGGCCCUCCGCGACUGCCGGACGCUGCUCGGCGACUGCCGUGGCGACGUGAGCCGGGCGCUCACCAGCAUCGCGUGGCGCGGCGUGGACGCCGUGUCGCAGGACCUCCAGGCGUGGCUCAGCGCGGUGAUCACGUUCCAGGGCUCCUGCGUCGACAUGUUCCCGCAGGGCCCCAUCAAGGACCAGGUGAGGGAGGCCAUGGAGAAGGCCCGCGAGAUCUCCAGCAACGCCAUCGCCAUCAUCCAGCAGGGCGCCGCCUUCGCCGCCAUGCUCGACCUCCACGCCAGCGAGAGCCACGCCGCCGAAGGCGAGGAGCUCGACGUCGACCACGACAUCCAGCACCACGUGGACCGCCACCUCGAGGAUCAGUCGUUACCACCAGUCCCGCCGUGGUUGUCCGACGAGGACCGGAGGAUGCUCACCAGCGGCGAGGAGUUCGUCGCCGGGCUGACCCCGAACGUGACGGUGGCCAAGGACGGCAGCGGCGACUUCACCAACAUCUCGGCGGCGCUGGACGCCCUGCCGGAGGCGUACGCCGGGAAGUACAUCAUCUACGUGAAGGAAGGCGUGUACGACGAGACGGUGAACGUCACCAGCCGGAUGGCCAACAUCACCAUGUACGGCGACGGCUCCAAGAAAUCCAUCGUCACCGGCAGCAAGAACAUCGCCGACGGCGUCAGGAUGUGGAAGACAGCCACCUUCGCGGUGGACGGCGACCGGUUCACGGCGAUGAGGCUGGGGAUACGGAACACGGCGGGGGAGGAGAAGCAGCAGGCGCUGGCGCUGCGGGUGAAGGCGGACAAGAGCAUCUUCUUCAACUGCCGGAUCGAGGGCAACCAGGACACGCUGUUCGCGCAGGCCUACCGCCAGUUCUACCGGAGCUGCGUCAUCUCCGGCACCGUCGACUUCAUCUUCGGCGACGCGGCCGCCAUGUUCCAGCGCUGCAUCAUCCUCGUCAAGCCGCCGCUCCCGGGGAAGCCCGCCGUGGUGACCGCGCACGGGCGGCGCGACCGGCAGCAGACCACGGGGUUCGUGCUGCACCACAGCCAGGUGGUCGCCGACGAGGACUUCGCCGGCGCCGGCGGCGGGAGCAGCAACACGUCGUCGUCGUCGGGGGCGGCGCCGAGGCUGGCGUACCUGGGGCGGCCGUGGAAGGAGCACGCGAGGACGAUCGUGAUGGAGUCGGUGAUCGGAGGGUUCGUGCACGCGCAGGGGUACAUGCCGUGGGAGGGGAAGGACAACCUGGGCGAGGCGUUCUACGGGGAGUACGGCAACAGCGGGCAAGGCGCCAACUCGACGGGGAGGAUGGAGAUGCGGGGGUUCCACGUGCUGGACAGGGAGAAGGCCAUGCAGUUCACGGUGGGCCGCUUCCUGCACGGCGCCGACUGGAUCCCGGAGACCGGCACGCCCGUCACGAUAGGCCUCUUCGGUGGCUAGCUCGCUCAUCCAUGCGUACGUGUGUAUGUUGAUGCGUGCUAGGUGGGGGGUUGUGGGGUUAAAUUCGUAUGUACAAAAUGGUUACAUGUGGAGCAAGCAGAAGAGAGAGAUGCAUUUUUUUUUCUU
Messenger RNA from Oryza sativa Japonica Group (Japanese rice), 2393 nucleotides. RefSeq names its product probable pectinesterase/pectinesterase inhibitor 13. Lineage: Eukaryota; Viridiplantae; Streptophyta; Magnoliopsida; Poales; Poaceae. Gene Ontology annotation, biological process: cell wall modification. Gene Ontology annotation, molecular function: pectinesterase activity; pectinesterase inhibitor activity. The record is from RefSeq and is a predicted model, not a curated record.